AUGGCCAUCCCAAAGCCUCGGUGGGUCAGCCACCUGCCGUUCCUGGGCACCAUGGGCCUAGCGGUGGCAGUCAUCAGCCUGCUCUUCUACGCGCUGCUCUGGAAGGCCGGCAACAUCCUGGAGCUGCCCGACCUGCGCAUCGGCUUCUACAACUUAUGCCUGUGGAACGACAGUCUCGGUCAUCUGCAGUGCCCGCAGCCCCCUGAACUGGCCGCCCUGGGCGUGUCGUGGGCUGGCCUGGCCCUGGCCCGGCUGGGCGUCUAUGGGGCCCUGGUCCUCACCCUCUUCGUCCCCAUGCCCCUCCUCCUGGCCCGGUGCAAGGGGGAAGUGGGCGAGUGGCAGCUGGCUGUGGGCUUCGUGGCGGCCUCCUCAGUGCUGCUGGCCAGUGGCAUGGGCCUCUUCCUCACCUCCAUGUGGAGAUGGCUCCAGAUGGACCUGCUGGGGCCAGGCUUUCUGGCUCUGUGCUCGGCCCAGGUCUUGCUGCUUCUCCUGCUUACGGCCAUGGUGGCCUUCCCUCAGUGGGCAAGGAAGGACGAGCCAGGUGGAGAGCUGCUAGUCCUGUCGUGCUCACGCCACUAA
Messenger RNA from Chrysochloris asiatica (Cape golden mole), 579 nucleotides. RefSeq names its product transmembrane protein 140 (gene TMEM140). Bases 1 to 579 code for a protein of 192 amino acids. The record is from RefSeq and is a predicted model, not a curated record. NCBI's taxonomy places the organism in Eukaryota, Metazoa, Chordata, Mammalia, Afrosoricida, Chrysochloridae. The transcript has a single exon.